Prosopis cineraria is the source of this 4431-nucleotide messenger RNA. Its product is annotated as pentatricopeptide repeat-containing protein At1g11290, chloroplastic-like. The record is from RefSeq and is a predicted model, not a curated record. The transcript is spliced from 3 exons. NCBI's taxonomy places the organism in Eukaryota, Viridiplantae, Streptophyta, Magnoliopsida, Fabales, Fabaceae. The coding region runs from base 704 to 3037 and encodes 777 amino acids. Gene Ontology annotation, biological process: RNA modification. Gene Ontology annotation, molecular function: RNA binding; protein binding; zinc ion binding.
CACCGUCCGCCGCUCCUAGUCCGCCAUCCAUCGUCGCCGAUGUAUCUCUCUCCUGUAUCGUCCUCCCUCCCUCUCUAUUUCAGAGGCCGACGUCUUCCUUGCUCAGCUCUAUUUGCUCCGUCCGUUCACCACUGUCUCCUCUCGUCGCGGUAACCAUUCUCCCCUUGCCAUCCACUGUGAUUCUUUGAAGCUUCGAAGCUUUGUUGAACCCCAUGACUGGCCACUGCCAUUUUCUCUUCUCAUCACUGUUCUCGUGCUUUGCUGAGUAAUAGGAUUUCCGCCGCGCCGUUUGUGCUUCAGUUACUGGUCAUUGCAAGAGCUCAUUUCUGUUUCCUUUGUGAGAGUUAAUUGUUCAAGUUUCAGAAGAAGAAGGUCUUGGAGAUGCGGCCGAAGCAGGUAUAUAAAGGGAAGGAGGUUAUGUGGUGAGAAAUGAAUGGCUUUGAUCCUGUGAAGCUUGUGGCUAAUUCAAUUGAAGAUAGGCAUAAUGAUGUUGUGGUUUUACUUUCCUCACCCACACCGUCUCAAAAACGUGAAUGAGUUAUGAAUUUAGAAGAAAAAUUACCUGACAUCAUCCCCACUUUCUUCUCUUUUGGUUCAUGUUUUAUCUUAUGUGCACGUCAGAUUCACCUGCGGGCUCGUUCACACCUCUGCAUUUUCAAGCUUUGCUUCUGUUAAAGAUGCCCCAUUCAACCAAUCUCUUCCCAUGGUCUACAACAUCUCUUCACUCUUGCAGGGAAUCUCAAAGAACCUUGUCCAUGUCAAAUCCAUCCAUGCACGGAUUAUUACGAACUCAGCAUUUACUGAUCACUUUGUGGUAUCCAAACUUAUUAAUGCCUAUUCUGAUUUGGGCCUUCUCAAUAUUGGCCGUCAAGUUUUUGAUCAAAUUUCUCAUCCAAAAACCAUUCUUUGCAAUGCCAUGGUUGCUGGGUACACCAAAAACCAGCAAUACAAGGAGGCUCUUCAGCUUUUCAAAAUGAUGGGCUCUCGUAAUAUUGAAAUUGAUAGCUAUACAUGCAAUUUUGCUCUUAAGGCUUGUAGUGGCUUAUUGGAUAAAGAAACCGGGAUGGAAAUAUAUAAGAGAGCUGUUGUGAGAGGGUUUCAUUUAGACCCAUAUUUUGGCAGUUCAAUGAUUAAUUUUUUGGCAAAAUCUGGUUAUCUUGAUGAAGCACGGAGAUUAUUUGAUCAAAUGCCUGAAAGAGAUGUUGUUUGUUGGAAUUCAAUUAUUGGAGGUUAUGUGCAGCAAUGCUUCUUUCAGGAGGCAAUUGGAAUGUUUUUUAAUAUGAUAGGUAAUAAAAUUUGUCCUAGUCCAGUAACUAUGGCGAGCUUACUUAAGGCGUGUGGGGAAAGUGGACUUCUCAAGCUUGGAAGAUGUGUUCAUGGUUGUGUCCUUGCAUUAGGGAUGGGUGAUGAUGUUAUGGUGCUUACUGCUUUGCUUGAUAUGUAUUGUAAAAUGGGAGACAUUGAAAGUGCUUGUUGGGUUUUCAAUAGCAUGUCUGGUAGAAAUUUGGUUUCUUGGAAUGCCAUGAUUUCAGGAUAUGUUGAAAAUGGUAUGAUACAUGAAUCAUUUUCGCUCUUUCAUAGAAUGGUUCUUAGUGGUGCUUCAUUUGAUUCAGGAACCUUGGUGAGCCUUAUUCAGGGUUGUUCUCAAACAUGUAAUUUGGACAGUGGAAAGAUCCUCCAUGCAUGCAUCAUAAGAAAAGGACUUGAAUCAAAUCUAGUUUUGUCCACUGCAAUUGUUGACAUGUACUCUAAAUGUGGUGCCACCAAGCAGGCGACUACUGUUUUUGGAAGAAUGAAAGAAAGGAAUGUAAUUACUUGGACUGCUAUGCUAGUCGGUUUAUCGCAAAACGGAUAUUCAGAAGAUGCCCUGAAAUUUUUUAUUCAGAUGCAAGAAGAGAAUGUGUCAGCCAAUUCAGCCACUCUUGUUAGUCUAGUGCAUUGUUGUGCUCACAUGGGAUCUCUCAAGAAAGGUAUGAGCAUCCAUGCUCACUUAAUCCGGCAUGAUUAUGCAUUCAAUGCUGUUAAUAUGUCAGCCUUGAUUGAUAUGUAUGCCAAAUGUGGUAAACUUAUCUCAGCUGAGAUACUGUUCAAUUAUGGAUUCCAUUUGAAAGAUGUUAUAUUUUGUAACUCUAUGAUUAUGGGUUAUGGCAUGCAUGGUCAUGGACAUCAUGCUAUUGGUGUCUAUGAUAGAAUGAUGAAAGAAGGCCUUGAGCCAAAUCAUACUACAUUUGUUUCUCUCCUAGCUGCCUGCAGCCACUCAGGACUUAUUGAGGAGGGUAAGACUUUAUUUCAUAGUAUGGAAAGAGAUCAUAACAUUAAGCCUACUGAAAAGCACUAUGCUUGCCUAGUGGAUCUUCUUAGUCGAGCUGGCCGUCUCCAAGAAGCUGAGGCAUUGGUAAAACAAUUGCCCUUUGAACCUAGCACUGAUGUGCUUGAAGCUUUGCUCAGUGGUUGCCAGACCCAUAAGAACAUGGAUAUGGGCAUACAAGUAGCAGAUAGAUUACUCUCUCUAGACUACUAUAAUUCUGGAAUUUAUGUCAAGCUAUCAAAUAUAUAUGCCCAGGUAAAAAGAUGGGAAUGUGUAAAUUACAUAAGAAACCUCAUGAGAACUAGGGGCCUGUGGAAAACACCUGCUUAUAGUUUGAUUGAAGUGGAAAGCCAGAUAUACUCAUUUUUUGCUGGUGAUGAUUCACAUCCUAAGUGGGAAGACAUUUAUGAGUUAUUAGAAAAUUUGAGAGCUGAGGUUGAAGCUUGUGGUUAUGUGCCUGAUACAAGUUGUGUUCUUCGUGAUGUGGAUGAGCCAAUGAAGGUGAAGUUGCUUUGGGGACAUAGUGAGAGAUUGGCUAUAGCAUUCGGUCUUUUAAGCACACCAUAUGGAAGUUCUCUUAGGAUUACAAAGAACCUUCGUGUUUGUGCUGAUUGUCACAAUGUUACUAAAUACAUAUCAAAGAUAGUUAAGAGGGAGAUUAUUGUUAGAGAUGCUAAUCGUUUUCAUCACUUUGUUAAUGGGGAAUGUUCCUGCAAUGACUACUGGUGAUGAGGAGGUUAUGAGAGAAUGCAUUCAAAUAGAAAGGUUCUAGCCUGGACUUGAACAUAAAAUGUGAUAGCACUUCCUGAGUAAAAUUCAUGUUUUGACAUGGUUAUAUGUUUUUAUGAUUAAUUUUGCCUGCGAAUCUUUUAAAGAUGGAAAUUUACUAUUAAUUUCUCUUAAAGUUGUUUUGAUUGGGUUACAAUGAAGUGGAUUACAAAUGAUAAAAGUUAUAUUACAGUCUGUUCUUUAUUAUUACUGCAAAGGAGGUCUAAGGUAUAUGAAUCAACAGCAUAUUUCUUAAAUCUCUUGGUAGCUAAUUUGCUUUAGAAGCAAUACAGUAAGCCAUGUUGCCUUUCAUCUUAUUAUGGUGUUGUGUUUGCAUUAAUGUAGGUAUCCUUUGUUUUGUUUAUUUUUCUUAGCUAAUACUUUUUUAAUUGUUAUGAUGCUAACUCAUGUUUACAGCUUACCCCUAUUAAAAUUCUGUUACAUUUCAAUGCCCCCCUUUUAAUCUAUUUUAUCAAAUCACAAUAAACACAUCAAAUUCAAACUGUCAGAAAAUGCAGACCUCUCUUUCUGUUAACUUUAUCUCUCUUUAUUUGGUUCAAUAACUCUGACUUUCCUUUCUCUUUCCUAUAUCUUUCUUUCUUUCUUCGAUUUCUAGAACUCAAAUAUCACUUUCUAUCUCUUCCAUCCAUUUUGUCCUGAAUCUUGCAUCUUAAUUGAAAUUUUCUCACCCGUAAUGAACAAAUUGUGUGAUUGUUGCAUGAGUUUGUCAAAUAUACCAUUUUGGAGGGGGAAAUUUUAUGGUCUUGGAAGCCAUCAUGGUGUUAACUCGAUUUUAUGAUAACAAGAAGUAAGACUUCUCAAUUAAUGGCUUGUUGAUUAUUCUUAUCUACUCUAUUGUUCUUUACUUCGUGUAGCUUUGCCCCCAUUUUCUGAUUGAUCUAUUAUAGAGAUUACAGAUGGAGUUGGACAUUUUGCAGUGUUUUGCCAUCAGUUCUUGGUGUUCUCAGAUGAUGAUUUCAAAGUCCUGUUGAAGUAAGGUCAAGCUAACAUAUUCAUUUUUGUUGCUUGUUCAAGCUAAUUUCAAAAGCACAGUGAAAAGAAAUACUUGCAAUUAGAUGGCAUAUUUUCAACAAUUGAUGACAGAAAAACCAGAACAGUUUCUGUAUUUGAAGGAUUCAAGAGAAAAUACGUGCUUAAAGUAUGUCAUGUAUCUAUUUCUCUGUUAUCGUUAUUAAAAAUUUUGUCAUUUGGAAACACUCAAUUUCUUUAGUUUACUCAGAUUCAUUACAUUAGAAUUGUCUGAUAGUUGUAGAGACUGGGAUAGUCCGAGGUUGUUUACAAUCGAGGUGGCUGUGAUAACUGAAUAUAUUAUUUUCUAUCUAGUCUUGAUGUUA